AGCGCCCUUCCACAACCCUAUUUCUGGGAAGCCUGUUUGCUGCAGUAGCUGUUGGCCAAGUGAGAGAGACAGAGACAAAACCAUCUGUAUACCUGCAAAAUAAAAUAAAAUAAAAUAGAAGAUCGACCCGAGCUGCAUCGUGGAGGAACCCAUUGGCAGUGACUCUCUCUCUGGCUUGAAGAGAAUCAACCCGACCCAAAGAAGGCAAUGAUACGGAUGAGGAUGACAACGUGGUGCCUCUUUCCUCUUCUCCUCUCCUUCUGCCUCGCUGUCGCCUCCCAAAAGAUCCCCCGCCUGAAGCUGACACCCAAAGAUGCUUUACUCGCGACGUUCUCUGAGAAGGACAGUCCGAAGCCCAUGUACCACGAAGCGGGCUCCAACCAGGUCCUGAUCGGAGGCCGGGGGGCACUAUGGUUCCUCACUUUUACAGGGUCGACAGUCAAUCAGAAGAUGAUUCCUCUGAAGCCCGAUGAGAAGGCGGAGAAGGACUGCAAGAAAAGGCCGACGUUAGAAGAGGGCGAGUGUGAGAACAUCAUCCGUCUGAUCAAGAAGCUGGACUACAGGAUCAUGGUCUGUGGGACCAACGCCGGUUCCCCCAAAUGCUGGUUUCUGGUGAACUCGACUUGGCAGCAGGACAGGCAUGGCCACAAUAUCACUCUCUCUGCGGACAACAUUGUCCCGCCGCUGGAGUCCCAGAAAGCCGUGUCCAUUGCCAUCGAAGGAAACCUUUAUUCCGCUGUGUCGGGGAAGAAAGGUAUGAUCCAGAGAAGCUACGGAAACAAGAAAGGGAUCAAGACGGAAGACAGAUGGCUAGCCAAAUCGGAAUUUGUGGGUGCUGCCCUCCUUCCCGAGGACAAUCCAAAGAACGAUGAGAUCUUCUUCUUCUACAACGACGUCAACGAAACGGCCGGACUGGACAAAGAGCCUUACAAAGCUCACCUGGGACGUGUCUGCAAGGAGGACCAAGGCGGGAAGCCCAUCCUGACCGACUCCUGGAGCACCUUCCUCAAGGCCCGGCUGGUGUGCGGACACCCCAACGAACCCAUGCGCUUCCACCGCCUCCGAGGCGCCUUCGUCUUCCGAAAGGAGGGGAAAGGCGAGGCCGUUCUCUAUGGUGUCUUCUCCAGCACUUGGGGUUCGUCGGCUGUUUGCUCGUACUCUAUGAAGAGAGUCAGCUCCCUUUUCAAGACAUCCAGCUUCAGAGGAGGUCCUGCAAGCAUACCCUAUCCCCGACCUGGAACGUGCUUUCCGCCAGAAUCCUCCCACCAGCAGACCAGAGGGACCUUGAAUUACAUUAAGGAUCACCCAGAACUGGACGCGGUUAUCUACCCCGACGAAGAACGCCCGCUCUAUGUCCUCCAGAAUAAUGACACGUACACCCACGUGGUUGUGGACCAGGUGCGGGACGCCAGCAACAUGUCCUACGAUGUCCUUUACCUGGGGACAGCGAAAGGGAAGAUCCACAAAGUGCUCCGGAGCAAAGACCAGACAGUGAUCAUUGCCGAGAUCAGUCCCUUCAAGGAGCAAGAGCCCAUCUCUUCGAUGAUCCUGGACACCAACACGAGCCACUUGUAUGCCGACACCAAAGCGGAAGUCACUCGCCUGCCGCUGGCUGACUGCGACCAGUAUAGCGAAAACUGCUGGAAAUGCGUCCUGGCUCGCGACCCGUACUGCGGAUGGGAUGUGGAUGGGAGGAAAUGUUCAGCCGUUUCCCAAGACGAAAACCACACUGGCAGGUUGCUUCAGAGCUUGGAUUCCACAAAUACAACAUACGUGUGUGAAGCUGCGGAAGCCAAACUGGCCCAAGAGGCUCUCAAGAAGGUGAGUGUGGACCCCACCAGCUACAUCUACCUGCCGUGCCCGCUGAGAUCCCACCACGCCAUCUAUACCUGGGUCAAAGACGACAAGACGUACCCUUGCGCCAUGGACGAACAGUCCUGCACCCUGCGCUUCGGGGAGAGCACCCCCAUGGACCAGGGGGUCUUCAAAUGCACUGCCAAAGAGGAGGGCUUCCAGGAGGAAAUCACGGCCUUCAAAGUCACACUCAACGCCGGCAAGGUCUCGGAAGUCUCCUUGAUCGCGGUGGGCGCCGGCAUUGUCUUCCUCACCAUCACCAUCCUCUUGCUAUAGACCGGUUCGAUACGAAACGAUCUCAUCACACUGCCAACUCCAACGUUUACCCCUUUGAAAGAAUCGGACCGUUUGUAUGUUCCCGCACCAAAGCCGCACGCCUUGGACAAAAACGCGCUUCACGCAACAAAACGGGAUUCUCCGUCGCUCCCGAAUCCGCGGUCUCGUCUUCUUUACAAUCACAGAUGCCUUUUCUUUUGUGAUCUUUCAUUUGGAGUUGCAGCCCGAUCCAAGAAUUAUUUUUGAAACGGGGUUCUCCAAAUGGACGUACCGUCGUUCUUGAAUCCGGACGUUUCAACCACACUUUCCUCCCCAUAAAUACGGUCUCGUCUUCUUUACAAUCACAGAUGCUUUUUCUUUUGUGAUCUUUCGUUUGGAGUUGCAGCCCAAUCUAAGAGUUAUUUCUGAAACGGGGUUCUCCAAAUGGAUGUGCCAUCGUUCUUGAAUCCGGACGUUUCAACCACACUUUCCUCCCCAUAAAUACGGUCUCAUCUUCUUUACAAUCACAGUUGCUUUUCUUUUGUGAUCUUUCGUUUGGAGUUGCAACCCAAUCCAAGAAUUAUUUUUGAAACAGGGUUCUCCAAAUAGAUAUACCAUCGUUCUUGAAUCCGGACGUGUCAACCACACUUUCCUCCCCAUAAAUACGGUCUCGUCUUCUUUACAAUCACAGAUGCUUUUUCUUUUGUGAUCUUUCAUUUGGAGUUGCAGCCCAAUCCAAGAAUUAUUUUUGAAACGGGGUUCUCCAAAUGGAUGUACCAUCGUUCUUGAAUCCGGACGUUUCAACCACACUUUUCUCCCCAUAAACACAAACGCCAUUUUCCAUUUUUGCUUCCUUUUUUUACAAGUUACAGCCCAAUCCAAGCAUUAUUUGUUUGUCCUACAGUUUUGGGAAAGACAUAUAUCCAAGUUGCACUUUGCACACGACGUGUCACAUAUCUGUUGUGGAUCGUGUUUGUAACGCCCCAAGGCUUUUUGCAUGUGCUUCACAAUGGGCAAAUUGUUAUCGCUUGCCGGCACAAAAAUAGACUAUGGACCAACCAUGAAGGAGUCGAAUCAUGCGGCAAAAUAAAGCUUCCCGCUUUCAACUACCGUCGGGAGCAAGAACGAGCCGAUUCUGCCUUGUUUCAUCUGCCUUCGUCCAAACGGACGCUUUCGGCGGCGUCGACCUGUUGCCGGCUGCCAAUUAUUCAGUGUGCCGUCAUAAAGACUCCGCUUAUAUAAUCUUGUAUACUAAAGAAGCAUGCCGUCAACACAUCCUAUCCCAAGAAAAAAUCAUCAAAAUGGUGGACCGAGCGGAGAGAGGUCAGUUGCGAAGAAAGGAAAAGAAUCAAGAUUUUUACAGAACGGAGCCAAAUGGGUGCCAGAUUGCCGAAGCUUGAGUUUGAGCCAUGAGAUCUUUUGAAUGGAGAAGACGGGAGAAUUGCGGGAACACAAUGCACAAAGACAAUUGACUAAAACGUUAAAACAUAUUUUGCCAGAUUCGGCAAAACCCUUCAUCGGAGAAUGCCAAUUCCUCGGGAAGAAUAGUGGAAGUAAGCCAUUGCCUCCAAGCCAUUGACACGACAAGUCUGCUUCCUUAUUGUAACGGGGAGCAGUUUAAGACUUUCCUGUUUACAGGGGAGACACGACCUAUUUGUUGCAUGACAUCAAAACGCUUGCACAUGUCUCUUCUAUUAGGACAGAGAGUAAGUGGAACAGAGCAGGAUAAAUGGGAUGUGUAUUUCUGACCAUGAUAUAAAAGAUCCCAAAAAUUAUUGGCCAAUGUUUCCGCUAAAUAAUAGAUGAUAAAUACGUGGCUGCCAUUUAGGCAAAGCAAUUGUAAACAGUACAAUAAAGUCUACUCUGUAAGGACCAA
Messenger RNA from Anolis sagrei ordinatus, 3985 nucleotides. Its product is annotated as semaphorin-7A-like. Gene Ontology annotation, molecular function: chemorepellent activity; semaphorin receptor binding. The record is from RefSeq and is a predicted model, not a curated record. Lineage: Eukaryota; Metazoa; Chordata; Lepidosauria; Squamata; Anolidae. Gene Ontology annotation, cellular component: plasma membrane. Gene Ontology annotation, biological process: neural crest cell migration; axon guidance; semaphorin-plexin signaling pathway.